Coregonus clupeaformis (lake whitefish) is the source of this 2558-nucleotide messenger RNA. RefSeq names its product calcium-binding protein 7. Gene Ontology annotation, molecular function: calcium ion binding. Lineage: Eukaryota; Metazoa; Chordata; Actinopteri; Salmoniformes; Salmonidae. The transcript is spliced from 5 exons. The record is from RefSeq and is a predicted model, not a curated record. The coding region runs from base 1021 to 1668 and encodes 215 amino acids.
UGUGUGUGUGUGUUUGUGUGUGUGAGAGAGAGAGAGAGCUGACUAUACACAGGAGCCAGGGCUGCAGUUCACAAGAUCCACACAGAGCGUCUCCUCACCUGUGGAGCGAAGCGUGAAUUGGAGGUGGAAAGGCGCCCACGUUCCAAUGACCAAAUAAGGGCGAACGAGUGUGCCCACACGCUGAACGCACAGGCUAUUUUCAGUGAAUGUUCUAAUGAUUCGGUGGCUUUAAAUUUUUGUGUUUUGAGUGAAGGUACAUUUGGACUUUUGAUUCCUAUGCUGUCUGUAUUUAUUUUGUGUUUCUCACCUGGAUCUUAUCACUAAAAGCUCAAUGGAAAGGUAAAAGGACAGAGUGACUGCCAAGAAAAUAACUCGCAUCCAAGAGAUCCAACAAGUAGAUGAACGAAUAUUCUACCUCUGCACGAACGACUGGACUAAAACAACGGAUUAAGUAUCUUUGAAUGAUUUCAUUGUCUUUGGCUUUUUCUGUCUCUCCUCUAACACAGUGAGAGAAACCGCUGUUCCUUUUGAUUUGCUUGUUGCACUGACAUCUCACUGGCGGUGUGUCUCAGCAGAUGGUGCCACUGUGAUGUGUUUAGUUUUGUUCAGCAAAUAGCAUGUAUAAGUGUGACAAUUUAGGCAAUUAAUUAAACUCAAUAUUUGGCAAUUAAUUGCCUUAACCCAGGCUAGAUAUAUCUCACAUUUUGUGUAUCAAAUAACCGUCAAGUAUCCAGAUAAAUAAAAAGGAGAUACUGUGACAACUUCAAGUUUAUAUAUAAAGAAAAAUCCUCCACUAGGCUUCUCUGUGUUCAUUCACCAAGGAACGGGGUGAUAGGCUACCACGUAUACUCUCCUCUCUCCUAACUCUCCAACCUGGGACCACAGUUGUUCAUUUCUAUUCAUGGACUUGAUCCUCCGCACCCUUUUUGAAAGUGGGGUAAAGUUGUGAGCAACUCUCUUGAACUCUCUCUUAUAUGAAGAUCAGGGCACAGGUGGCAGCCCCAGACCGUCACCACAACUAUGCCUAUCAUGCAUCCAAUCACCUCCAAUUUGAUGUACCGGGGCAUCUGCACCAUCCCGGACAUGCUCGCCUACCGAGCCCCGGUCAACCUGCCCGAGGACGAGGUGGAAGAGAUCCGCGAGGCGUUCAAGGUAUUUGACCGUGAUGGGAAUGGCUUCAUCUCUAAGCAAGAGCUGGGCAUGGCCAUGAGGUCCCUGGGGUACAUGCCCAACGAGGUGGAGCUGGAGGUCAUCAUACAGAGACUGGACAUGGACGGUGAUGGUCAGGUGGAUUUCGAAGAGUUUGUCACUCUCCUUGGACCCAAGUUGACAGCAGCCGGAAUGCCAGACAAGUUCCACGGAACCGACUUUGACUCUGUGUUCUGGAAGACUGACAUGCAGAAGCUGACGGUAGAGGAGCUGAAGAGGCUGCUGUACGACACGUUCUCCGACCACCUCACCAUGAAGGAUAUCGAGAACAUCAUCAUGACCGAGGAGAGCCACAUAGCGAACCCAGGGGCCUGCCAGGUGGAUAUAGACACUAGUCCAACGCAGCAAGUGAAGCAGACGUGUGUACGCAAGAGCCUGAUAUGUGCUUUUGCCAUCGCUUUCAUCAUCAGCGUCAUGCUUAUCGCAGCCAAUCAGGUGCUUCGGAGCGGCAUGAAGUAGGCGGGAACAGCCAUGGCCUCCUGACCCUCUGAAAGAGACUGCUGUAAGACACCUGGACAAAUGACUCAGAAAAAACAGCUCAACAACAACAGACCAUUAAACCACCAUCAAAAUGAACUGACAUAAAGGCAUGGCUCUCAUCCAAAUGAAUUCUUGGGCAUAUUUCCCAACAUGCUCCUUUAUCUCCUAGCUGAAUGGAACCCAUAGAGACCCUAAACUACGGUGGCCUGGAGGAUGACCAUCAUCUGUGCAUGAAGUGCAUGGAUUUAACAAGUCGUCUCUUGAAACAUUUGUAGACGUUAUUAUCAGUGUAUAUCCAUAUGACUGUGUACCAAACAGAGGUGUGUCAUAAUUCAUUUAUGGUGAACCAACUGUGACCAACUUUGUUAAUGAGGUUGGGGUCAAGGGGUCAGUGGAGGGAAUGAACAAUGGGUUUUUACAUCUGUACUGUGUAUCAAACAACAACAAACAAGUGAAUAUUUCAUAAUAAAUGUGUAUUUCACAGUUCUGCAUGAUCAAAAGGGCUGUUUAGUAGACUACAGGAUCAUAUUGUAAAAGUAGUUUUUGGACAACUAUUCUUAUUGACAUACUGUGGACUAUUAGUUUCACUGAGCACCCCAUUACAAUCACAACAUAUCUCACAGCCAUAACGAUCAUAACGCAUCUCACUGCUAAAAAAUAUAAUAAUGUAUAUCACUGCCAUAAGGAUCAUAACAUAUCUCACUGCCAUAUGGAUCAUAACAUAUCUCACUGCCAUUGAAAAACCAACAACUCAGACGUGAUGGGAUUUGUUUUAGCAUAUCACUGAGAAAUCAUACAGUAUUUGCUUAAUACAGUGGGGAGAACAAGUAUUUGAUACACUGCCGAGUUUGCAGGUUUUCCAACUUACA